AUGGUGGAUCCAGUCUUCUUGGGUCUCAUCGGGCUGGGUGUAGUGUUAUCAGUGAUAUGUUUUUUCAUCUUGAAAAUGGCACCAAAAGAGAAAUCUUUCGAGGAGGUAAGUUCAUUUACCUACGAGGUAAAACUAAAAAUUAUAGGUUUCUGGAGCAUUUUUGUGUUAGUAAACCUAUUAUUUUAUCGUUGUGAUCGUAUAAUGUUAUUGUUUUUACAGGCUUAUGGCAAGAAUGCGAUGAAGUUGUUGAGUGAGGAAAAUAAUAAAUCGAAGCAAAAGCCAAAGAACAAGAAGAGUAAAGAGGUACGUUAAGGUUUUUUGUAUAUUAAUUUGUGUUUAGAAAAAGGAACCUGAAGAAAAGAAACCUGAGCCAGCAGAAAAACCUAAGCCAGAUUCCAAAUUUGAAGUAAAAGACAAGAAACCAGAGGAGAAAGUAGAACAAAAGAUUGUGAAACCUGUUGAGCAGAAAGAUGAUAAUGGUGAGAACUUUAUUUUUUACGUUUGAUUUUUAGGGAGUUUUGAUAUUGACUUAUUCAAUUUUCAGAACCAAAGGCUCCGAAGAAAAAGAACAAAGCUGAUUCAGAGCUAAAGAAAGCUGAAUCCAAGAAGAACGAUAACGUCACGGAGCAAGUCCAAGUGAAGUCUGCCUCACUUCAAAACAGCUCACCUCCAAAACCAAAAACCAAGAAAGCUGGACCACUGAACUUUGACCGCCUUCUAAAUCGCCUGGCUGAACUUGACUUGGAAUCAGAGGUCGUCGAAUUCAUUAAAAAGCUGAAUGAACAAGUUCAAUCGGCUGAAAAGAAAAAUAAAGAAGAUCAGAAGUUUAAGAAAGAGCUGACUGAUAAGGAGAGGGAAAUUGACAGGUUACAGGACAUUCUGGAGACUUCCCACACCGAGAUUGCCAAGGUGAAGAGUUUGGAAGAGGCUUUGGCUGAAUCUAAUGGAAAGUACCAAUCUGUAGAGCUAUCAUUGAAGAAUAAGCUAACUGAGCAUCGUCAAGUAAUAUUUACAUACUUUUUUAUCUUUGGAUAGAAAACUCUGUAAUUUUAUGUGUUACUGAAUUUUGUAUUUUAGCUCACGGAGAAGGUCGCGUAUCUCCAAAAACAACUUGCUCUUAGCGCCAGCAAGGCAUCUCAGUCCGAUCAGUUAGCUCAAGAGCAUGAAAAGAUCAAGAAUGAGUUUAAUCAGAAGAUGAGCCAGUUGGUUAUCGACGCCAAGAAGGAUGAAUCUAAGGUCAAAGAGUUGAUCGCGGAACGAGACGGUCUUCAUAAACAACUGGAAGAGCUGAAGCUUUCUGCUGGAGCGGUGGAAAAGGUUGCCCAACUUGAAAAGGAGAUAAACGAAGCUAAGGAAACCGUGCAAAGAUCGUUGGAUGAACUGAAGGAAUCCAACGAAAAAUACCAAACUAUCGACCAGUCUUUGAAGGCAAAAUUGAGAGAAGAACAACAGGUAGGUUUUGGUUUUUUAUUUGCAAUUGGUAUGUUUUAGUGGAUGGAGAAGGUCGUCUCGCUGCAAAAACAGUUGGCGGAAAGCGAGACUAUUGUCGCUAAAGCAAAUCAGCUAAACAAGGAGAACGAACAGUUGAAGAACGAGUUCAAUCAGAAGAUUAACAAGCUGGCUGAUGAUCUUACUCUUUAUGAAACGGAAAACAAGAACUUGAAGACGGAGAAAGAUCAGCUGCAAAGCAAAGUAACUGAAUUGCAGCAACCCAAAGAAGCUCCAAAGGAAACGUCUUCUGAAGAUGCUGAAAGAAUUAAACAGUUAGAACAGGAACUGGAAGAUCAGAAGCGGCGAAAUAAAGUAAGUUCCUAAUAAGGAUAGUUUAAUUUUAACUGUGUGCAGGUGUCCAUUUGUCUAACCACAUACUAACAUUUCUUUCUGUAGGAGCUUCGGGAGCGGAAUUACAAGCUUUUUGAUUUGGCCAAAGAAAAGGAGGAGUCUGUUAGGAGCGUCAAACCGUCACAGUCGGGUAGUGUUAAGGUGUGCUUUUUAAUUAUUUCGUGAAUUGGGUACACGUAUUUUUAAUAAAAUAUUUGUCGACAGCCAUUAACUAGUUUUUUUGCAGUACUUAUGUAUAGUAUUCUUGUAAAUAGUAAUUGUCUUUGUUUUAGGAGGAAAAGUCGAAUGACGCUGAAGAACUAGUCAAAAGCUUGGCCAAGGCCUGUGGACUUUCAUCGCCAAGUGAUUUCAACAGUCAAUCGAUCGAGAAAUGGUUCAAACAGGCCAUCAGCGAUAUCACAUCGAAACAUGAACAACAACCAGCUAAUGGAACCAGUAGUCAGGACGUUCAUGCUUUAGAAGAAGAGAUCAAGAAGCUGAAGAAGGAUGCUGAGCAUUAUCAAGUUGCCAUAAACGUUGCGGUAUGUUUUUAUGGACUUGUUAAGAACAUUGAUAUUACUGAAAAUGUUAUACUAUUUAGUUGAUACACGUAAAACGAUUUGAUGAUUUUAGUACGAACAACUUGAGCACGCUGCAAAACUUGCGGAUGAUAUUCAAAAUAAACAUCAUCACCCCCAUCACCACGAUCAUCAUCACUCUCACCACGACCGUCCUCAUCACGACAACCAUCAUAAUGAGAAAGUAAGCAUUCGAUCGAGGUGAUAUUUUUUAAAUAGUAGUUUCAGUCUCAGAAUCUAAGUCAACGUCGGAACUCGGUCCCGUCUCAAUGCUCCGAGGAAUGGGAGGUCGUAGGGUAA
Messenger RNA from Bursaphelenchus okinawaensis, 2699 nucleotides. Lineage: Eukaryota; Metazoa; Nematoda; Chromadorea; Rhabditida; Aphelenchoididae. The record is from the annotation of a GenBank genome assembly.